Molecule: messenger RNA, 465 nt
Organism: Prorocentrum cordatum
Lineage: Eukaryota; Dinophyceae; Prorocentrales; Prorocentraceae
Source: the annotation of a GenBank genome assembly
AUGGCCUCACCCCUCGCUCUCGAUACCUCUCUUUCUGGCCUCCCUGCCUCCCAGCACUCUCGCAUGCAGGUGGUCGCGGAGGUGGCCCGAGGCGACGCGCCUUGCGGCAGCGCCGAUCGUUGUAAGGGCGACCUCGCGCGCUUUGAGGAAAAGAUCGGGCGCAGACAGGAACGCAGAGAUGCUGGAGAUGCCUCCCCUUGGAGGCUGGCCUCCACCACUGCUCUGGACCUGCUGCACGGCGGGGGAUGCAAGAGUUGGAACUCCAAGAUGGGAGACAGGUGCCAACGCAAAACCGCUGAGCGCUCCAGGUCAACCCACUUUGGGGCCGACGCGGUGAGGCGCACAGCGGAGAGGACGCCCGCGGCAUUGGCGAGGGGCAAAAACAGGUGUGUGUGGCGGGACACUGGGAAGGCCAGGAGCCGCGGCAGUGGCGCUCCGCCCAUGGCAGGGACGCCGCACGCGUGA